UUUCUCCAUCCAGUGCAGUUGACAAUGUCUAACCUACCUUCUGCGGAUGUGCAGCCCUUUAGGAAGAUGGCCAGUUCCCAUCACCGUCGCAGGGUGCAGGUGGUGGUCCGGCUCCGACCCUACCAGUCCACAGACGAUGAGCAGCAGCAGGGCCCCUGUGUGCGUGGCCUGGACACCUGCUCGCUGGAGCUUGUGAAUUGGAGGAGCCGGACAGAGUCCAUGCAAUACAACUUCGAUGCUUUUUACGGUGAUGACACGUCACAGCUGGAGAUCUAUGUGAAUUCAGUGAAACCGAUCCUAUCCCAUGUCCUGAAUGGACAGAAUGCCAGUGUCUUUGCCUAUGGCCCUACGGGAGCAGGUAAGACCCACACCAUGCUGGGCAGUGCCAAGCAGCCCGGAGUGGUCCCUCGUUCUCUGCUGGACAUAUUCCGCAUGGUGCGGGAGCAGAGUGACCAGCUGUGUGGACCUUCCUGGAGAUUUAAUGUGACCAUGUCCUACUUGGAGAUCUACCAGGAGAAGGUGUUGGAUCUACUGGAGACCACGCAUCAAGACUUGCCGAUUCGAGAGGACCAAGACAAGAAUAUCUUCAUCCCCAACCUGACACAGCAGCGCAUCACCAGCUUCGUGGAGUUUGAGCAGUUCUUUCUGCCAGCCACACAAAGACGGACCACAGCCAGCACCAAGUUGAAUUGUCGAUCCAGUCGCAGCCACUCUGUGCUUCUGAUUAAGGUGACGAAACUGCAGAAAGAGGCACCAUUCCGACAGCUGACGGGGAAACUCUACCUCAUUGACCUGGCAGGAUCUGAGGAUAAUCGCAGGACUGGGAAUGAAGGCCUCCGGCUAAAGGAGAGUGGGGCCAUCAACAACUCUCUCUUUGUGUUGAGUAAAGUGGUGGAUGCACUGAACCAGGGCUUGCGCAGGAUUCCCUACAGGGACAGCAAGCUAACCCGUCUGCUGCAGGAUUCUCUGGGAGGCACGGCCCACAGUGUAAUGAUAACGAACAUCGCUCCAGAAUACAAGUACUACUUUAACACGCUCACCGCCCUCAACUUUGCUGCCAAAUCCAAGCUGGUGGUCAACCGUCCUUUCACACAGGAAACCAUACAGCCUAUCGACAUUUGCCCUUCAAAGCGUUCCUGUGAAGGAUCAUCUACUUGGCAACAUCCAGCCAAGAGAACAAAAUCCGAGUCGGAGAGUGCUGAUUCCUCGGAGGAGCUGGCUUUUAGCCCCCUCCUGAAGCCGGGAGAAUAUGACCCAGAGGCCUUUGACUCGGACGUGUUGGAACGAAUUUCCAAUCUGGAAAAGAUGCUGCGGAAACACGGCAAGCCUGGUCUUCCAUUACUGGGAACACCCAAAGAGGAACGUCUCCAACUCCUAAAAAAACUGGAGGAAAGUAGGCUUCAGAUAGAGAAACUGGAGCAGAGACAGAAGCAACUGGAGCAAGUGAUUGUCUCUCAAGAAACGGCAGCGGGACAAGCCCUGAGGAAGGAGACAUUGUUGAACAGCAGUCACCCUGGAGCUCUGCGCAGAGGCUCAGUGGCCAAGCCGAGACAGCAGGCGAUAGUGACACCACUACAGCGUCUGGAUAACGGUCAGUUACUCAAAACCGGCGACAUGCUGGUGCUGAAGAGGAAAGAGAAACCGAAUAACAAGGAGUGCAGCAGUGACUUGGAGAAUGAGUUUGAGCUGACCGUGGAUCAUGAACUGACUCAGAGACGCAAGGAUUACAUCCUGAACAUCCUCAACACUGGAGACCUGAAGCAGCUGAAGACCCUGCAUAAGGUCGGGGACAAGACUGCCAAGCUCAUCAUGGGCUGGAGGGAAGACAAUGGACCUUUCAGACAGAUUGAGGACCUGGAGAAGAUUGGGAUGUCAUUGAGAACUCUGUCCACUUUCAUGAGGGCCAACAUGGUGAGCUGUAUGGUGAAGUGAAUACCUGGCGUAGAUGAAGGAUCACACCAUCUUUCCAAGCUGUCUUAACUGUGCCGGAGUCUGGUGUGCAAGUCGAAGCCUUCAGUUCUAUUGGUGGGUGGGUGUGUCCUCUGCCUGUUCCUUUUUUUAUUCAAGUAUGAAUCUUGUCAGAAUGGAAUACAGCUGAGAAUGUAUAUUUCCAUCUCCGCUCACAUGUCACUGCUAUUGUAUUUUAACCAUUUUUCUUGUCUUUAAAAAGAUUUGCUACAGUUGUA
Molecule: messenger RNA, 2186 nt
Organism: Chiloscyllium plagiosum (whitespotted bambooshark)
Lineage: Eukaryota; Metazoa; Chordata; Chondrichthyes; Orectolobiformes; Hemiscylliidae
Source: RefSeq, a predicted model, not a curated record